Molecule: messenger RNA, 3300 nt
Organism: Anolis carolinensis (green anole)
Lineage: Eukaryota; Metazoa; Chordata; Lepidosauria; Squamata; Anolidae
Product: C-signal
Exons: 8
Coding region: 2321-3088 (255 amino acids)
Cellular component (GO): cytoplasm
Molecular function (GO): oxidoreductase activity
Source: RefSeq, a predicted model, not a curated record
GGCUGAUGCAAUGGCUCGGCAACCAAAAUCACGUGGCCUCCCCGGAAAGGGCAGAAGGCGACCAGGGCGCUGCCAUUAAGGGCAAAGAUGACGUCAUCGUGGUCUCAUUUCCAUCAAAGCAGACAGGUUGCAGAUCGCCAGGAACAUUGGAAACUCCAAGCAACUUAACAUAAAAGCAGCAGCAUAAAUUUAAAUAUAUUAUUACAGUAGAGUAAGAAACCAUGGCAUACAGCCUCUACGCUCAUCAGAUGGAACCAAAAUUCUGAAGGACAAAACAUCAAUUGCACUACGUUGGAAAGAGCACUACCAGAACCUGCUGAAUCGCAGCUCCAAUGUGGCCGAAGAGACCCUCUCACAAAUCCCGCAACAACAAACCAGGGAUAAGCUUGCAGCACUACCUAGUUUGGAAGAAGUUAGCAAUGCCAUCACCCAACAAAAAAACAACAAAGCCAGCGGACCUGAUGGGAUCCCUGCUGAAAUCUUCAAAACGGGUGGACCUGAGCUGAUACAACAACUCCACCAGCUCAUUGAAAAGGUGUGGAUGACUGAGAAAAUCCCAGCUGACUUCAAGGAUGCCACCAUCAUCACCCUUUUCAAGAAAGGGGACAGAACAGACUGUGGGAACUAUCGCGGUAUCUCCCUUCUAACCUCCGCUGGGAAAAUCCUCGCAAGAAUCCUUGCAAACCGCCUUCUCCCUGUCUCAGAAGACACCCUCCCAGAAUCCCAGAAUGGCUUCCGCCCCUCCAGAGGAACAGUGGACAUGAUCUUCACUGCUCGACAGCUCCAAGAAAAAUGCAGGGAACAAAACCAACCUCUGUACAUGGCAUUCAUUGACCUUGCAAAGGCAUUCGACACAGUGAAUCGCAGCGCUCUCUGGACCAUUCUCCAAAAAAUCGGGUGCCCUGACAAAUUUGUGAACAUCCUGCGGCUCCUCCAUGAUGACAUGAUGGCAACAGUCUUGGACAGCAACAGUUCCCAAAGUGACCCAUUUAAGGUGGAAUCAGGUGUCAAGCAGAGAUGUGUUAUUGCCCCCACCUUAUUUUCCAUCUUCAUCGCUAUGAUACUUCACCUUGUUGAUGGGAAGCUUUCCACCGGAGUGGAAAUCAUCUAUUAGACAGAUGGCAAGCUAUUUAACUUCAGCAGACUGAAAGCCAAAACCAAGGUCACCACAACAUCUGUUAUAGAACUCCAAUAUGCCGAUAACAAUGUAGUCUGUGCUCACUCAGAAGAAGACCUACAAGCCACUCUAAACACCUUUGCAGAAGCAUACGAGAAGCUCGGCCUCUCACUGAACAUCGAGAAAACCAAAGUGCUCUUCCAACAGGCACCAGCUAAUCCCUCUGCAAUGCCAGGAAUACAGCUUAAUGGUGUCACAUUAGAAAUCGUUGACCAUUUCCGCUACCUUGGCAGCCACCUCUCCACAAAAGUCAACAUUGACACUGAAAUACAACACCGCCUGAGCUCUGCGAGUGCAGCAUUUUUCCGAAUAAAGCAGAGAGUGUUUGAUGAUCGGGACAUCCGUAGAGAGACCAAGGUGCUUGUUUAUAAAGCCAUUGUCCUCCCAACCCUGCUCUACGCCUGCGAAACGUGGACUGUCUACAGACGUCACACUAAACUCCUGGAGCGUUUCCAUCAGCAUUGCCUCAGGAAAAUCCUGCAAAUCUCUUGGGAAGACAUGUGGACAAAUGCCAGCGUGCUGGAAGAAGCAAAGACCACCAGCAUUGAAGCAAUGCUCCUACGCCAUCAACUCCACUGGACUGGCCACGUUGUCCGAAUGCCCGAUCACAGUCUCCCAAAGCAGCUACUCUAUUCCGAACUCAAGAACGGGAAACGUAAUGUUGGUGGGCAGGAAAAGAGAUUUAAAGACGGGCUUAAAGCCAAUCUUAAAAACUGUGGCAUAGACACUGAGAACUGGGAAGCCCUGGCCCUUGACCACUCUAAUUGGAGGUCAGCUGUGACCAGCAGUGCUGCGGAGUUCGAAGAGGCACGAACGGAGGGCUUAAAGGAGAAACGUGCCAAGAGGAAGGAGCGUCAAGCCAACCCUGACCGAGGCCGCCUUCCACCUGAAAACCAAUGUCCUCACUGCGGGAGAAUAUGCAGAUCAAGAAUAGGUCUCUUCAGUCACCUGCGGACACACCCCCAAAACCCUAUAACUGGAGAACCAUCAUCCUCGGCCUACGAGGGAUCGUCUAAGUGUCCCAGCCUCAGGCAGGUGAGCAGACAAGGCCAAUGGUAAGCAUACUUCGCCUUCUUUGGCACCACUGAUCUGUAUUUACCAAUUCCCUGAACAAAGUCCAGAGGAGUGAGAGUGAAUUGCAGGAUGGCUCCGCUGGCUCGCAGUGUUCUCGUGACGGGCUCCAAUCGGGGAAUUGGGCUGGAACUAGUCAAACAGCUUGCAGAGAGGGCCGAUCCACCAAAGCACAUCUUUGCCACUUGCCGUGACCCCGAAGGACCCAAGGGAAAGGCCCUGCACCAACUGGCUGAAAAACACUCCAACAUUCAUGUGGUUCAACUAGAGGUGGAGAACCAGUCCAGUGUGGAGGCUGCUGUCGCAGUGGUGGAAUCUCAUCUGAAGGGCGAGGGCCUGAAUUUGCUCAUCAACAAUGCAGGAGUGAACUCCUAUGCCACUUUACAAACUGUGGAACGACAAGAAAUGCUCUCUGCCUUCAACACAAAUGUAGUGGGGGCGAUUUUUGUGGUUAAAGAAUUCCUGCCUCUGCUCAAGAGGGCAGCUAAUGCGACAGGAGCAGAGGAAAUGAACUGCAGCAAGGCAGCAGUCAUCAAUAUAACCUCCAAACUGGCUUCCAUUGAACGAGGAUUUGAGGUUUUUCAUGACCCAAUGUACCCAUAUCGUGCAAGCAAGGUAGCUCUGAAUAUGGUCACUGUAUGCCUUGCCAGGGAACUGAAAGCAGAUGGGAUCUUAUGCACUGUGAUCCAUCCGGGCUGGGUGAAAACAGACAUGGGAACAGACAAGGCACCCAUAACUGUGCAAGACUGUGUGCAAGGCAUCCUCCAAGUGCUCGCCUCUUUAUCGUCAUCAUCAACAGGAGCCUUUCUGGACUGGGAAGGGAAGAGUCUCCCUUGGUGAGGAGACUUCCCAUCUGAACCUGCUUGUCUUUCCAGAACAGAUAAUGAAAUUAUUUUCAAUUUAGAAAGACCUUUGCUACUGAGAUGCUCAACACCCCCGUUGUUUGUACUUGUAUUGCAAGAAUGAAUCCCUUUUUGGAGAAACGGGAAUGUCUAAUUAACUGUGUACUAUAUUUCAAACCAAUAAAUAAGGUGCCUAUAUUUUGCUGAAAA